CCCCUCGUCCGUAAGGACAACGUCAGCUGUUGGGUAAUGUUUCCGUGCUGCUACAUCAACAAGUCGUCAGUUGGGGCGGAGUGUUUCUCUCAACGGGGUGAAUACCGAUGCGGGCCACCAAUUAGGAUUUGAUUGACUUAAGAUAAGACUAGUAGAUAUUUUCCUGGGUGCAGAAGAAACUGAAGGAGUGCAAAAAUGUAUAGGUCUUUUGUUAGAAACAGCCAAAUGCUUGCUGUGAAGAGACUGCUGAAGGUGCCUGGUUGCAAGCAAAGCCUCAACCCACUGUGUCUCUCCGUUCACACAUCAGAUUUUAGCACUUGUCAGGUAGACAGCGUUGCUAAGAUCAAGGCAUCUGAUCCAUUAACUGAUUCCUACGGACGAUAUCAUGACUACUUGAGGAUAUCAUUGACAGAGAGAUGCAACCUAAGAUGUGAAUACUGCAUGCCAAGUGAUGGAGUUCCCUUAACGCCUAAAGAUAAACUCCUGACAAGUGAUGAAAUCUUGUAUUUGGCAAAACUGUUUGUUCGACAAGGUGUGACAAAAAUUCGUCUGACAGGAGGGGAGCCCACUGUCAGAAAGGAUAUUAUAAAUAUUAUUGCAAGGUUGAAAGAAUUAGAUGGCCUUAAGACAAUUGCAAUGACAACUAACGGUCUCACACUAACUCGCCAGCUAGUUGGUCUACAAAAGGCUGGUUUAAACUUGCUGAAUAUUAGCCUUGAUACCCUCCAAUCUGCUCGUUAUGAGAAAGUUACACGAAGAAAAGGUUGGGAGAGAGUCAUUGCUGGCAUUGAUCUGGCCAUACAACUAGGUUUCAAUCCUGUUAAGGUUAACUGUGUGGUAAUGCGAGGUUUCAAUGAUGAUGAAAUCUGCGACUUUGCACGUUUUACAUUGGAUCGAAAUGUGGACGUUCGAUUUAUUGAGUACAUGCCUUUCAGUGGAAAUGGGUGGCACGACAACAGAAUGGUAUCAUUUAAAGAAAUGCUAUCCAUAUUGACAAAGGAGUUCCCAGGUUUUGAGGCUCUUAAAAAUGAACCUAAUGAUACAUCAAAGGCUUAUAAAGUGCCUGGCUCAAAAGGAAAACUUGGUUUUAUAACUUCCAUGAGCAAUAAUUUUUGUAGCACAUGCAAUAGGAUUCGUUUGACAGCUGAUGGAAACAUAAAAGUGUGCCUUUUUGGAAAUGCUGAGAUAUCAUUGAGAGACGCAGUACGGAAUAACAGCAGUGAAGAUGACAUUAUGACAAUGGUGGGACUGGCACUUCAAAGGAAAAAGAAGCAGCAUGCUGGAAUGCUGAAUCUUCCUCAGAUGCAAAAUCGGCCAAUGAUUCUAAUUGGAGGUAAAAUUGAUUGUACUAAAAAUAACAGAGUCUCACGGACUGCCAACAAGAACAUCAACAGUUUCUUGCCAAACACAUCCUUUUUAAAUUUUAUACCCAUCAAUCAUUCUAUGAAUAGGUUUUAUGAAACAAGAUCCAUAUCAUACACACAUGGAAAUAGAAAUAUGAACAUCGAUUCAAAACACAAUGACAAGUUGACACAUGUGGAUGCUGCUGGAAAGGCAAACAUGGUAAAUGUUGGUAAAAAAAUUGUGAGUUCAAGAUCUGCUACAGCAUGUGGAAAAGUUCUGGUGGGACCUAAAGUAAGUGCGCUCAUAAAGAGCAAUAGCAUGAAGAAAGGUGAUGUUCUCACUGUGGCAAGAAUUGCCGGCAUCCAGGGAGCAAAGAAGACUCCAGACCUAAUACCCCUGUGCCAUAACAUUUUUCUAUCUGGUAUUAAACUUGAUGCUACACUUGAAGAUGGAACUGACACAAUAAUCAUAACAGCAACAGUAGAAUCAGAGGGAAAGACAGGGGUGGAAAUGGAAGCAUUAACAGCAGUAACAAUUGCAGCACUGACAGUUUAUGACAUGUGUAAGGCUGUAACUCACAACAUAGUGAUACGAGACAUCAAACUAAUGGAAAAAACUGGCGGAGUACGGGGUGAUUUUAAAAGAAAUUCUGAAGACUGAAAUGAUGUUUGAUGUUUCUGUGAUAAAACCAAGAUAACUUACAAUUUUAUGUAAAAUGAUCUAAAUUUUUUAUAUCAAAUAUUUGUAUAGUCAUACAAACGAUCAAAUGCAUUCCAAUGGCUCUAAAUGUGUAAUAAAUAUGUGCAAAAAUAUAUUUGGUUUUCAUUUU
Molecule: messenger RNA, 2173 nt
Organism: Thrips palmi
Lineage: Eukaryota; Metazoa; Arthropoda; Insecta; Thysanoptera; Thripidae
Product: molybdenum cofactor biosynthesis protein 1-like
Exons: 10
Coding region: 196-2004 (602 amino acids)
Biological process (GO): Mo-molybdopterin cofactor biosynthetic process
Molecular function (GO): GTP 3',8'-cyclase activity; 4 iron, 4 sulfur cluster binding; cyclic pyranopterin monophosphate synthase activity
Source: RefSeq, a predicted model, not a curated record